This is a messenger RNA of Sodiomyces alkalinus F11, 1081 nucleotides long. RefSeq names its product cell division control protein. Gene Ontology annotation, molecular function: GTP binding; GTPase activity. The transcript is spliced from 4 exons. Bases 344 to 928 code for a protein of 194 amino acids. NCBI's taxonomy places the organism in Eukaryota, Fungi, Ascomycota, Sordariomycetes, Glomerellales, Plectosphaerellaceae. Gene Ontology annotation, biological process: small GTPase-mediated signal transduction. The record is from RefSeq and is a predicted model, not a curated record.
UGGACCCCCCAACCUUAAAGUCGCCCAACCUUAGCACUUGCUCCCCUGCCAUUUUCUUAUAACCGUACCUCGAGUUAAUCCUUGGUCCUGUCUCCUAAUUAUCUUCAUCACCGCCUCCUGCCUGCCCACCAUCCAAUCUUCAAACAACAUCCACCGUCCAUCAUAACAAUCCGUAUCGUCGCCAGACUUCAAACCGCCAAGACAGCCAUAGACAUCAUUACGUCGACACGAGUAUCAGUAUCGGCAACGACACAAGCGCAAAGAAUACCUUAAGAAAAAGAAAGCGACCUGCACUUGGUUUUAUCUUGCAGCUCCUCCAGCGGAGCAUCCUCUACUUUCCACAAUGGUGGUUGCAACUAUCAAGUGCGUGGUUGUUGGCGACGGUGCAGUCGGCAAAACUUGUUUGCUUAUCAGCUACACGACCAACAAGUUCCCCUCUGAAUAUGUCCCGACUGUCUUUGACAACUAUGCUGUCACCGUCAUGAUCGGUGACGAACCAUACACACUGGGACUGUUCGAUACAGCCGGCCAAGAAGAUUACGAUAGGCUACGGCCCUUGUCAUACCCUCAGACAGAUGUCUUCCUCGUCUGCUUCAGUGUCACGUCUCCUGCCUCCUUCGAAAACGUGCGCGAGAAGUGGUUUCCCGAAGUACACCACCAUUGCCCCGGAGUCCCCUGCCUGAUUGUAGGCACCCAGGUCGAUCUGAGGGACGACCCCAGUGUGCGGGAGAAGUUGGCAAAACAAAAGAUGCAACCCGUGCGGAAGGAGGAUGGCGAGAGGAUGGCCAAGGAGCUCGGAGCGGUUAAGUACGUUGAGUGCAGCGCCCUCACGCAGUACAAGCUGAAGGAUGUUUUUGACGAGGCCAUUGUUGCGGCACUAGAGCCCCCUGUUGUUAAGAAGAAGUCCCACAAGUGCUUGCUUCUUUAGACGUUGCGACGCGACGGUUGACCUCGCGAUUUUCGCCUGUUGCCGUCUUCGCUUGAUCACUUUUUUUUUUCGACUUUCUUAGCGGAACGAUUCGUCACCCUAGGCGAGCGAACGGGCCGCUCUCUGUUACAUUUCUUGGGUGCGCCCUCCACG